AUGCAGGAAUAUCUCUGGAUUCUGUGGCAGCUCUUAGCUGUCGCAUCAGCAUGCGAAAGAAAUUUCCCAGAUGACGACUUCCUUGCGCAAUGGCCCACGUCAAAACCCUACCUUACACUUCGCGCAGAACCAUUUCCACCAUCUUUAAGCCCCAAUGAGAAAGUACUUUCCGACUCAUUUGACAGCGCCGAAAUCGGAACAUGGUUAUCAUACUACACGCAUGGUGAUCACAUCGCCGGUCGUAACAAAUCCAUGGCUCAGACAACCGCAGAUGCGUGGAACUCGAAUGGCGUGCCCUCUUCUCUUGUCGAAUAUGAAGUCUAUUUGAACUAUCCGGUGUCGGCAAGCCUGAGUUUAAAUUACGCGAAUGGGAGUAAGUACAAUGCGCAGUUGUUUGAGGACGUAGUGAAGGAGGAUGAGACAACGAAGUACGAAAAUACCGUACCGGCAUUCCACGGAUAUUCAGCGAAUGGGAAUGUAAGCGCAGAGUAUGUAUAUGUUGGACUAGGCCAUAAAGAUGACUUUGCACGCUUGGUUUCACUUUCUGUGGACCUAAAAGGAAAGAUAGCCUUGGCGAAGUAUGGCGGCCCCUUUAGAGGCAUCAAGGUUAAGAACGCCCAAGCAAAUGGCAUGAGCGGAGUGGUUAUUUUCACAGACCCUGGCAGCGAUGGACCACAAGCCAAGAAAGGUGACAAGGCCUAUCCUGAUGGACCUGCUCGACAUCCAUCGUCUCUCCAGCGCGGCUCAGUCGCCUACAUCAGCAACUACAUAGGUGACCCCACAACCCCUGGAUACCCCUCCAAACCUGGGUUCGCCCGGACCUCAGGCACAGAAGUCUUGCCCAAAAUCCCUUCUCUCCCAAUCUCUUACCGCGACGCAAUCCCGCUUCUCAGAGCACUCGAUGGGUAUGGUACAGCCGGGAGUGUCAUGCGGCGAGAUGGCUGGACGGGUGGCCUCAAUGUGACCUACAGCACUGGGCCUGCCCCUGGAAUCACAAUAUCUAUGUCAAAUUUAAUGAAGGACGCCACCACACCCAUUUGGAACGUUAUUGGAAGUAUUAAUGGGACGAACGCAGAUGAAACGAUUAUCAUUGGUAAUCAUCGUGACGCGUGGGUCAUCGGUGGAGCAGGAGAUCCGAAUUCGGGAACCGCCAUGCUGAUUGAGGUUACGAAGGCUUUUGGAGUGUUGAUGAAAACUGGAUGGAAACCUAAGAGAAACAUCAUUAUCGCCUCCUGGGAUGCCGAGGAAUAUGCUUUAAUCGGCUCGACCGAAUGGGUUGAAGAAUACGCCCCCUGGCUUUCUGGAACUGCGAUUAGCUACCUCAACGUAGACAUCGCAGUCUCUGGCCCGCUGCCUGGUGCUGAUGCCACACCCGAACUUCGCGGUGUCGCCCAAGACGUGAUGAAGAAGGUAAUAUACGGGACACAGACGCUCUAUGAUGCCUGGUACAAGCUCUACCAAUUCCGCCCCGAAGACAGCGGCUUUGGAAACUUGGGCGCCGGAAGUGACUACGCCCCAUUUCUACAACUUGGUAUCGGCGCGCUCCAUUUCGGUAUGUCAGGUGGCUCUACCGACCCCGUCUACCACUACCACUCUAAUUACGACUCCUACCACUGGAUGACCAAAUUCUGCGACCCUAAUUUCGCCAUACACACUACUGUAGCCCAAUAUAUCACACUCCUAGCCUACCACCUCGCUGACGAUGUCAUCCUACCCCUCGACCUGGACGCCUUCGGUCGCAAUCUGGGAUACUGGGCUCGCGAUGUCACCGGCGAAACGAUCAACUACGGGGGUGAUGUAGGAUCCGUGCAACGGCAAGUGAAUCUAACUGAUUUAAUUAAUGCGUACAAGCAUUUCCAGGGCGUAGCGACCACUUUCACAAAGACAAUUAAAGCGAGCGGGUUUACGGACGAUGCGACAAGAGUGAAGCUAGCGAACCAGAAGUUGAGGGAUUUCCAAAGAGUAUUUGUAAGUAAGGAGGGAUUAAAGAUGAGGCCGUUUUAUAAGAAUGCGCUUUAUGCGCCGAAUCGAGAUGAUGGAUAUAAGGCACAGACAUUCCCUGGGACUAUCGAAGGUUUGCAGGAUAAGAAUAUCACUCAAGCGAGGGAUUGGAAUCUGUUUCUGAUCAAAGCCAUGAAUGCGGCCUCAGAUAUCUUAACUUUCCAGUAG
Molecule: messenger RNA, 2169 nt
Organism: Lindgomyces ingoldianus
Lineage: Eukaryota; Fungi; Ascomycota; Dothideomycetes; Pleosporales; Lindgomycetaceae
Product: glutamate carboxypeptidase
Exons: 5
Coding region: 1-2169 (722 amino acids)
Molecular function (GO): carboxypeptidase activity
Source: RefSeq, a predicted model, not a curated record